Messenger RNA from Xyrauchen texanus (razorback sucker), 2909 nucleotides. RefSeq names its product ras association domain-containing protein 7-like. The coding region runs from base 252 to 1535 and encodes 427 amino acids. Gene Ontology annotation, biological process: signal transduction. Lineage: Eukaryota; Metazoa; Chordata; Actinopteri; Cypriniformes; Catostomidae. The record is from RefSeq and is a predicted model, not a curated record. The transcript is spliced from 6 exons.
GAGACGAAACGAGUAGUGCGCCAUUAAUCCUGGUCCUAUAGCUGCGGAAAAACAACACCUGUUUGGACAACAACAUCAGUGUUACAUGUUAACUCAUUGGUUUUACAUGAGAAAAGUUGGAAGACAGAGCUUUUUGAAAUUUAUUCAACAUGGUAACCAAGAAGGAGGACACAUAGAAGCACACUUUCAACUCUAAGCAGAGUACUGCCAUGUACAGUAGAGACACUCCUCGCUGACUUUCGCACAGAGUUAUGGAGCUGAAGGUGUGGGUGGAUGGUAUUCCACGUGUAGUUUGUGGUCUAUCUGAAGAGACAUCUUGUCAGGAUGUAGUCAUCGCUCUAGCCCAGGCAAUAGGGCAAACUGGUCGCUAUGUGCUCAUCCAGAAACUAAGGGAUAAGGAACGGCAGCUUGUGGCUAAUGAACGGCCACUGGAGUCCCUGGCUAAUCUGGGCCAGUUGGGUAAUGAAGUGCAAUUUAUUCUACGCCGUACUGGCCCCACGAGCAGUGAAGGCAAAGACCAAGGUCGAGUCCCCCCCUUAUGCAGGCCUCCAGAUCCAGAGCCCCCGAAACACAGAGAGCCAAAAAAGGCUCUCACUUUUAAUCUGGGGCCCUCCACCUCACCCCGAACCCAUUUAAAACAUUUUGAAAAAUCACCCAGAGACUCUCAAGUGCCGAGGGUCUCCCCAUCUUCUUCAUCUUCCCUUGCCCAAGCUGGUUCAUCCAAAGAGGCAAUUUAUCAGCAGAUUCUUCGACAACAAGAGCAGCUUCAGGCUAUGCAGGCACAGCUAGAGACUCUAGAGGGGGAGCUUGGUGUUUGGGAGCGGGCUCCACCACCAACUUUUUCCCCGGACAUCCUUGAGGAAAUGGACUACCUACAGAAGGCUUUGAUGCAGAACGAGGAAGAAUUGGGCCAUGAACAUUACUGGAUAAGUGAAUUUCACUCUGAAGUUCAGAGAGAAAAAGACAUUUUUAAGAAAAGAAAUGAACUCCAUUCAGCCCUUGAUAAACAAAAUCGAAGGCUACGUGACACAGGCAACCAAUCGGAGCAGCUGGAGCAUGAUGUUCAGCUGCUUAUUGAGAGCAAGAGAAAUGGUUUGCAUCAAGCCAUGCCCAGUGUUGAAGAGUCUGUACUCAUAGUGAAGGGACAACUGGACAACCAGCAGUUACAAGGGGCUGAUCUGCAUGCAUCGGUUGAAGAGACAGAAAAGGUUUUAAGGCUGGCAGAUGAGCAACUGCAGGCUAAGAGCAAGGAGCUGGAUGAUCUGAACAAGGAGUUACGCCAGUGUAACCUGCAGCAAUUCAUCAAGAAAACAGGAGUCACCCCAGCACAAUUCAGUCAGCAAACAGAUGAGAUUGAUUUUGCUCUCCUCAAGCCUGAUGGACAGAGUGAUGAAGAUUCAAAUUCCUCCAUCUUGGAGUUCAACUCUCGCACCACUGCCAAGCAAAUUCUGGGGAACCCACGCAGCCUCCAGAACCCACUCCUCUCCAGCCUUCAUCCAGAGGUCUUGUCAUCAAGAGAGACAUCGUGGCAUUAAAGUCUGGAGUAUAAAGGAAUUAUUCACUGUUCACUUUAUAUUAUAAUAUUGUCUAUAUAAUAUUGUCUGUAUAUGUUAAUUAUAUUGUCUUUUGUACUCUUUGAAAUGCAUUUGUGACCUAACAAUAAGGCUAUGUAAACACAGUGCUGGCUUUGUAAUUAUAAAACAGAUGAAGAUUUUUUAAUGUAUUUUAACAAUCCACACAUUGUAUAUUUCUUUUACCUAAGACAUACAAAAAUAAAAAUAAAUUGUUAUAAGUUAUUGUUAUAAGGCUAUUAUCCCCACUGCAAAGCAUUAUGUCACAAUCAUACCCAAUUACAAGUUAUACACACAUAUUUUACAAUACACAAACACAUUUAUAAUUUAGCCACAAUAUGAAAAGCUUUUUUGAAACCGGUAUUACAUAUAUUUAUUUAAUUAAUUGUAUUUUUAUAAAAAUAAUAAAACAUUUUAUUUUUAGUUAUGAAAAUGUAUUUAUGCGUCAUUUACACACGAUUGUGAGCAAUAUGGUCUGAAACCUAACAUGUUACUGUGGUAAAACUCAAGACAAGCACAUCAGUAAAUAUUACAUAUUAUUACACGGUUCUCUGGAAAACUUCAAUAUGGUCAAACAUUUGUCUAUGAUGACCACCAAACUCUAGGACUGACUGUUGUCCCAAGGAACCCAUUUUGGACAAAGCUUCAUGCCUCUCUUAUCACUCCACCACCUCCUUCUUCUCACAUAAUACAUCAUUUAAAAUCAAAUGUAUAUGUCAUGUCCAUUGGUUUAUUUAUUUGGUAUUUAGUUGAGUAAUAAACAUGAUUGUACAGUGCACAAUAAUGUAAUGUACAGUAAUUAUUCAGAGUAGAGCUUGUACAUGUGACAGUCACUUGAAUAACAUGCACUGUCUAAAGCCAUGUAAAAGUCCCAGAUCACAACUUAAUGUAUCAUCUGAUUUUGUUUCUAUGUUUUUGUUUAUUUAUUAGAUAUUUUAGUUUUUUUCUGUUUCGUCAGCUGGACGAUCAACACCAAUUUAAACAACAGUAUACAACCCAUUACAGCCUUGUUUUUAUUCCUGUCAUAAUUUAUUUUAAGUGUCUUUUCGACCAACUCCUUUUAUAACAACAGUGGUUUUCAACUUGUGAACCCCAACCAAGUGGAUUAUUGUCCUUUGUAAAUAACCAUUAAAAUACAAUAUAUAAGUCAAAACUAAUUCAUAUAAUUUAAAUAUUAGAUAUAAAAUAUUUGAAAUGUCUAUAUUCUAGGUGUAUUAGGCUUUUUGACCAUUGUAACAUUAUAAUUUUUUUUAAAACAUUCUUGUUAGGCAGAAGCUUUUGUGGUUGAUGGCAGGUGCAGCUAUCGAGUCAGGUGUCACUCACAACCGAAUAAACUCA